AGAUGUUUCUAAGAGAAUCUACUUUAAUAACGAUCUGUUUGUGUUUUUGUAGAUAAAGCAAUGGAAAAUUUCUACUCACGUGAUUCAAAGAUGAAUGAGAAGAAGAGAAGAAGCCAGAGUGGAAGAGCUGGAGUGUCCACUCUGAGCACCACAUCUGACCAUAGACCCAAGUGUUUCAGGGACAUUAUGGAGCUGGUUCUUCAUCUGAGCGAUGAGGAAUGGACAGCUGUGAGCAGGGGCAUGACCAAGAAGCUCACAAGGUUGGAGUUUGCUUCUGUGUGCUCUAAAAUCGUGACAGAGGUGUCGUCUGCUGUGGUUCGGCGUUUACUGAAGCCUCUCAGCAGGAGCUUCGGGAUGGAAGCGAUUCUCGAGGCGAGUGACAAACUGAAGGAAAUGGCUGAGUCGAAAUCGAGCAAGUGCUCUGCCUCAGACGCCUCAGCUCAAAGAUCCCCUAUGGAGGUGUCCGAUUUCAUUUGUCAUCUCGGUCAGAGAGUCGUCACGGAAGUUAAAGGUGCGAUGCUGGAGGCGAUCCGGAGCACGGCGUCAGCACCGAGUCCUUCAACACCUGCAGAAGAUCCGAUCUUACAGCUGCAUGAGCUCAGCACCGCAUGCACCAAUGAGAUCUGUGAUAAGAUCCUGUUUCACACUAAAGAGCUCCAAAGAUCUGGAGGAGCGUCAACUUCAGUAUUGUCCCUCCUGAUGAAGAGCUUGGAAAAAGCUGUCUCCGUCAGCAGGUCCUCUUCGUGGAUUACUGUAUCCUCGACCUCUGACCUGGUCUCCACGACAACUGAAGUGACAUCUUCUGAUUAUAUUUCAUCAAUUCCUCAGUCUAUGAGCCUUUUCAGUGAUGAGUUUUUUAGCAUAGUCCCACAAGUCAUCAGUGAAGUCCUUCUAAAGAUGAAUCAAAAAUUGUCCUCCUCAUCCGUGUCGUCUCAAAGCUCCUUCACUGCCUCCAAUGAUACCGAAAUGGAUUUACUGAUAGAGCUGGCCAGGAACACAGCCUUGGAAAUUCUACAGAAAUUCAUGUGUGUAGUUGUCGAUUGCAGUGAUGCUGACCAGUCUGGAACAGAAGGGCAGCAGAUCCUCUCUUUUGCUCAAAGGAUCCACGCGGACAUCCACAAGGCGGUGUUUUCAUUCAUCUCUAAACGGAAACAAGCUGUUCCAAAGAAAAGCAAGACGCUCUUGGACGUCUGUACCGAAACUGAUGCCGAGCUCGACGUCGGCAGGGAGAACGCCUGGAAAUCUGUUGCUGCUGCUGAACAGCUCCUCGAUAAAGCUACUCAGGUUGCUAGCGAUAUCUUGGUAAAUAGGUUAAAUUCACAGAUUUCCACAGGUUUGAUCAGUGCUAAAGGCUUGGCUUCCUGCACGGCGGCGUCAUCGACGGCGUCAGUAGAUCUGGAUCGAGUCGCUUCUGGUAGCACAAACGAGCGGUUCAGUGGAGUUCCUCUGCAGAUCGGGACGUCUGCCAUGGUAAACGGAUCAGAAGCUUGGGUAAGUGAAGCUCAGGUUGGUGACGCUGAUGUUCACUCAGCUCCCGACUCAAGGAGCCCCUCAAACAUCCAAAGUCUUUCUGGACUGGAAGAGAGUGUUCUAGAUGCAGAGAGGAAGCCUUCAGACCAGAACAGUCCAUAUGUUCCUCUGCACCUUUUCACUGUGGUGCGCAAUCAACUGAAGGCUUUCUUCACUUUCUUCUCUAAAUGUGCCGCUGAUGAUCAAUCGACAGAAGUGUCAGCACACUCAGAGAGUAAUGAGGACCAUGUCACUCCCAUUCACAUCAGUGGGGAUGGCUCGGUUCAUGAGCUGGGCAUUGGCCGUAGUUUAUCAGAUUCUGUUCUGCUGAGAAGGAACAGCAUGUUACGCUCCAUGCGGUUUCCUUCUGAGCUCAUUUACAGGUUUGUAGACGAGUCCGUCAAGGGUUUGCUGCGGAAUGUGCUAAACAACAGAUCGAGCGAUGGAAGCUAUGGAAUUGAUGGAACCAAUGGAAGCGAUGGACACUCCUCUGAAGCAGCCGAGGUUCAGGAGAAGAAGAAGAGGCCUAGAGUUCGCUAUGUUUUGAAGACCAGCAGGCACGUGGUUGUAAAGCGUCCCAGAAAACAAAAGAAGAAGCAGCUCAGAGUUCCUCUGCCACACGGUGAGCAGCCGAGCACGCCCGUCACUGCAGAUCUCCAUGACGCCUCACACAGAGGAUUGAAGACUUCACGAUCCAUCUUCAAGAACGCUCGCAGAACGCUGGGCAGGUUCUUCUCCAACAUCUCCAAGACCUUCACCAGCUGCUUCAGCUCUCCAACUGCUGUGUCAGAAUAGACCUGUACCCGGUGACCAUUGACCAUGUUACCGUGGUAACAGAUAGCAGUGACAGAAACAUUAGC
Molecule: messenger RNA, 2369 nt
Organism: Hemibagrus wyckioides
Lineage: Eukaryota; Metazoa; Chordata; Actinopteri; Siluriformes; Bagridae
Exons: 7
Coding region: 61-2304 (747 amino acids)
Source: RefSeq, a predicted model, not a curated record